Rhopilema esculentum is the source of this 9379-nucleotide messenger RNA. NCBI's taxonomy places the organism in Eukaryota, Metazoa, Cnidaria, Scyphozoa, Rhizostomeae, Rhizostomatidae. The record is from RefSeq and is a predicted model, not a curated record.
CAUUUUCAAGUCCUUCUUGGCACAAUUGUACACAAGCCGAAAAGAUGCGAGGUUGGAAAAUGUGGGGCCACGAAUAGUGAUGGACUGUCGCUUCACAAGUUUCCUAAGGAAGAAAAAUUUCGUGUACUGUGGACGAAGUUCGUUCAGACUACCCGACGUGACUUAACUUGUCCUUCAUCGUUUAGCGUUGUCUGUACUUUGCAUUUCAGGCUGGACAGUUAUGAAGCAAAUCCAGUUGCCGAUUCUCUUGGCUUUGGAACAAGGCAAACAAAGUUGAACAGGAAUGCAGUUCCUACAAUUAAGAAAGGACUGGAUAAAGGCUGCUCCGUGACAAAAUUGCAAGACGUUGCGCCUCGCCAAGCAGCAAAAAAACUUGACCAUGCCAGGGUUAUCACAAUGGCAUGUGCAGAAUCAACCUGCACUAACACAGUUGAUGAACCAUCGGUGGGAGUUGAGAGGAGAUUCGUGAAAACCCAAGCAAUAAUUAAAGGGAGAAGUCAAGGUAUCCAGAUAUUUCCCAAAAUGACAUCCAGAGGUAUCCAGUGCAACUUGUUGCAGCCAUGCACAUCCACACCACUGAAUAGUGACAAUGAUAGUGACAUUGAAGAGCUCCCCAUGGAUGAAUUAUCAUACAAUCCUUGGGACAGUACCAUGGAAACCUCUGACGAUGAGGAUAGUUAUAUUGAUGACCCAAGGACGUUUUUCAGACACCAGCAAGCCUACCUAUGCCCAUCAGUUACAAAGAUCUGGAAAAAUGAAUCUGAUUUCCUCAAGCAAGAUAUUCAGUUGAAGGGAAACAGUAUUGUUGUAGGAGGUGAUGCACGUUGUGAUUCGAUGGGUCAUUCAGCAAAGUAUGGUAGCUACACAUUUGUAGACCUAAACAUCAACAAAGUUCUAGAUCUUGAGCUUGUACAGUCAAAUGAGGUUGCUAGUAGCUAUCAUAUGGAGCUUGAAGGACUCAAAAGAAUCAUGGCACGCAUGAAAGAAAGUCAACUGGACAUCUCUGCAAUAGUGACUGAUGGGCACAAGUCAAUCCAAAAGUGGCUUAAGGACAAUUGUAACAGUGUCAAUCACUAUUUAGAUGUAUGGCAUGUUGCUAAAGGUCUUUCCAAGAAAAUGGAUGCUUUGGCUAAGAGGCCUCGUUGUUCUCUUCUUGGCAAAUGGAUCAAGAGUAUCGUCAACCAUAUGUAUUGGUGUGCAGCUAGCUCUGAUGGUGAUGGGGAUUUAAUGCUUGCAAAAUGGGACUCUGUGGUUAAUCACAUCUGUGAUAUCCAUGAGGGGCACUCAGAACUUUUUCCAAAAUGCAGCCAUGAACCUUCAGAUGAUGACCCAAGGAAUUGGUUUCAGCCUGGAACAGAAGAAUACGAAAGGUUGAGUGAGCUCCUGCAGAGUACCCAUUUACGAGCAAGCAUUAAAAAACUUUCUCCAUGUGGACAGACUUCUGCUGUUGAAGGUUACCAUAGCUUGGUUAAUCAGUUUGCCCCUAAGAUGUACCACUUUUCUUUUCAUAGUAUGAAUGCAAGACUUAUGAUUGCUGCUCUUCAUUUCAAUGAGAAUGCUGGCCGUGCUCAGGCUGUUAACAAGGAGGGAAAUCUUGAAUACAAGAUCGUGUUCCCAAAGUAUAAGAAAGGUGGCACGAUAGUCAGAAGGAUUACAACCAAUUGUACAUAUGAUUACGUUGAAAAACUGUUUGGAGAGCUGAUGAUGAGAGCUGAAAAUGGUAUUGCUGAGCCUCCAGAGCAACGCAUGAAACCUUUGUGUAGUCAAAAGGAAACUGGGACAAAGAUUCUCAAAAGUAUAAAGUUUUUUGUUUUGCAAAGCAUCUGGAUAAAUCAACGACAGCAAAUCAUCAGAGGCAAUAGAGAAGAGUGCAGCAGUGACAGUGUUCCUUUGGUCUAUAGAGAAACAUAAGUUGAAAUAUAUAACAUAUGUUGGAGAUGGUGAUAAUUUGUCUGAUGGUGAGGUAGCAGAUGCUUGCAUGAAAUAAAAAAGGCAGUGAAUAUUUAGUCACCAAGGAAGAUUGAAUUGGGCAUAUUCAAAAAAGAAUAGCUCAAAGUUGAGAAUGUACAAAAAUAAGAUGAAAGCAAGCAAACUUCCAGAUGGCAUGAGUGUUGGUGGGCGAGGGAGAUUGACCGAUGUUGCAAUAGACUACAAUGUUGCAUACUCAUUGCAAAACUAAUAUGGGUAUGCAAAUAAAGGCAUUUUGAAGCUGACCCAAGAUGCAGUAUGGGCAAUAUAUUAUCAUAGUAUUGUUGGGGAAAAAUGAAACAUUAGAAAUCCAACAUAGAUUUUGCCCAAAAAGCUCUCUUUCGUGGUGCAAAUGGCAACAAACCAACAAAGCGAAACCAAAAUGUACCAUCAAAACAAAUGUCUUCCUGCUGUGUUUCGGUCAGAGCUUUUUGAAAGGUUAUCAAAAGAAGACCUUCUAAAACGUUGUUUAUAAGGGUUAACUCAAGGAUCGAAAUGAGUCCCUCAAUAAUGUUUUGUGGUCAUCAAGUAAAUGCGAAUACAAGAUCGAUGGCAUGUGAAUACAAGUAAGCCUUGUUGUUCUUACGUGUCUCUAUAUUACUUAUUACAAAUGAUUCUGUGCUCAUUUCGAUGAAAUUACACUAAAAACCGGCCGCUAGCAUUUUCGGAAUUGUAAAUGAAUAAUUCUAGAAAUCAUUUCAAAUGAUUUUAUGCUUAUUUGGGUGUAAUUACACUAAAAACCGGUUGCUUCAAGGAGUCGCUAUACCCGCCCUGAACGUGUUUCUCUCAAUGUUUUACCUCUUCGUAGUUUUGUGCUUAAAGGAGAACUGACACGCAAAAAUAAGUUUGGCUAAAACGGUAGUUUGUGACAAGCAAAUUCCGGGAUCGAAAAAUUUUUUUUAAUCACAGUUACCGUUUUUCAAAUACAGGCGUUUCAAGUUGAGAAACGACAAUUGUUCCGACAUCUUGAGACUCGAGGCGAAAAUCGUCACGAGUGGGCGAUCAUCUUUGACGUCACAAGUGACAUGUUCUCAGCACGUAUUGUGUUUCUCUAUAGAAACCUUUAACAAAAUGCUGCGGACAAAUGUUUAUCUUGUGCAUGUGAAAGGAGCUAAUUUUGCAUUUUUGACACAUAAUUGACUUUUUCAAUGGUUUGGGACUCGGAAUCGGAGUUUUAUUACACUGAUUUCGAAACAAAUGGAGAGUUUCAGCCGUCUGAAUUUUUGCUACCAACCAGCGCUGCCGCUUGGGCAGACAGUUGUCCCAUGGCUCAACAGUGACGAUGUUAUGAACAAAGAACAGACUGAGACUGGAAGUACAAACUGAUAUGGAAUUUCUAUUAAACACAAUGCUAUUGCUACAAUCUAAAUGAGAUCAGGUAUCGUAAAACUAGAAUUUCAUUUCAGAUUGAGGGGUCUUUGUCCAGACUGCUUUGUCUGUAUGGCCUAAUUCGCUAAAAUGCCUAUGAUGCCCUAAACGGAACUGCAAGUUAUUCAUUAUCAAUAUAGCAUUCUAUGAUUGUUUUUCCAUGUUUCAAACUCGUUUACUGUAUCGUGAUAUUAAAUAGUAAAGGCGGGUUGAAAGUCGCACUUGUGCGGAUUAUAUGCCAUUUUCACCGGACGUGAAGGUUUCGGGAACUGAUAAGUAACCUGGCAGUCGAAAAAUCUGGAUUUACGAAAUAGGCUCUUAGCUAUUAGCCAAAGAACUUGAUUUCUUAGUCGAAAAAAUGCUGUUUAGUUGUCAUAGGAAUAUCCACUGGCGCAUUAUCUUCUUUUGCAAACAAUUUUGACUUGGGUGGGGGAUGGUCUUUUUCUAGACUAGAUUAUUCCCUAGUAUCUCAACCUCUGUUAAAAUACAAUAAUCAAGAUCAGUGAAAUUAUUAUUUAGUCACACUUGCAGCUCCCAUCAAACAAGGUUUUUUCUUGAAUUCAUAUUUCUGCACCCUAAGCAGGUUGCAGGAUCGCUUUUACCGCUGUCUCCACUAGAUUUCGUUUGUCUUUUGUCUAUUGCUUCAACCCCCCCCCACCCCCAUAUUGCGGUUUUAUUUGUAAUUGUAAAAAUAAAAACUUUGAAGAAACGGUAUCAGUUUUCAAACAAAGUCGAUUCCUUUUUUCACAAGCUUUGAGGUUCUUUGAAUGUUUCGGAGCAUGCUGCUUCGAAGAUAUCAUGGCAUAAAAAUAAAUUUUAUGUGGAUAUUAGCGUCUUAUCAGAUAUGUAGCUAGGAUUUUCUAGCUUCUUUAUACUUAUAAAUGAAAUGCCUGACAAUUUUUUGUCUUUUUAUCGCAUACUUUUUUCAAUAAAACACGAAACUUCAUUUGUACUUUCACCGUUGCGGUCAAAGCCUUUACAACGGCAUUGUUAACAUGUCACUUGUGACGUCAACCGAGAAUUUUAACAACUCCUGGCGAUAAUCUUGUUUUCGCUUCGGGAAAUUCCCGAGUCCUGGCUGUGACGUAAUUGACGGAUAAAAGUGCAAAUAUCAGAAAAACGGCGAAUCUUAGAAGAAAACUUUUUGCAGAUUUGAAGUCAGCGACAAAUUUUGCAUCGAAUAAGCCAAAGUUAUUUUUGCGUGUCAGUUCUCCUUUAAAGGAAAAUGGAUUUGCUGUGUUGCUCGAUUAACAAGAACAAUUUCAAAUGGUUUUAUGCUUAAUUUGAUGAAAUUACACUAAAAACCGGUCGCUUACUGCUAGCCCCCGCCACGAACAGCGAAUUUUUACCUCUUCUCAUGGUUUUGUGCUGAAUAGAAGCUGGAUUGUUACGGUAGAUUGUGCCUGCAUCAUGUUUGGAAUUGUGAAUGAAUCAUUCUAGAAACCAUUUCAAAUGACUUUAUGCGUAUUUGGGCAAAAUUACACUAAAAAGCGGUUGCUAAAAGGAGUUGCUAGACCUGCCACGAACGUGUAAAAAAAUAUGGAUUGGCUGUAUUGCCCUCUAAUAAUAAAAUUUCAAAUGAAUUGCGCUUAUUUCGACGAAAUUACACUAAAAACUGUUCGCUUAAAGCGGUGACUAAACUCUCGGGGCGAGUGUUUUAUCGACUUCCUUAAAAAUUUGCUUUCAUUAAUCAUGGAAAAACAUCUUCAUUAUUGUUUUUGUUCUUCAUCUAGAUCAAAGAGCGUUUGCAGCAAUAAUUAGGACACAGAUGUGAUUCUUGGACCUUCGAAACAAAAUUGUUGGCAUUAAUGCUGGCGUUAAUUCGAACAAAGAAACAAGAGGAGAAAAUGACUAAAUCUAUGAAAAUUAGCUCUUGUUCAUAAAUUGUAUUUUGUUAAUUUGUUGUUGGACGAAACUUUGGCUGUCUUCUAUCUUUCAAUUUCUUAAGUGCUUUGUUGCUGCAGUGUUUCAAAAGCUGAUGAAGAUAAGAUACCAGAGCCUUAAAUGAAAUGUCUGUGAAAUUACUUCAAUUCUUUGGAGUUUAGAUCAGAAAAUGGUUAAAUUUUUUAUGAAUCAACAUACUUUUCAGAAAUUUUUAUUCUCAAGAAAUUUUCAGAUGACAUUUAUCUAAACGAGCACCAUGGACCAAUAACGGCUAACAGGAAUAUUUUGUUGGAAAUCUUUAAUGUUUGAUGCAGAAUAAACAGAGAGCUUUGAGCGUGGCCUGCAAUUAUGUCUUAAAAGAGCAUCACAAGCGAACAAAGAUUGAACGAAGUCUUUUAAAAUGAACAGUACAGCUUUAAAAAUAGCCUUAGGAAAUGUUUAUAAGCUCCCCAUAAGUCGACAAGGGCUAAGGGUAUAUGACUAGAAAAUUUUAAAAUUGUUGGAAAACUUUAAAAUUUUAUUCUGACUAAAAUGGAGAACUUUUAGGAACAACCCACGAAAUUGUGUCAAUGAGGAUUACUAAUUGGUGGGGGCUGGCAGAAGCAUGUGUACAUUUCAAUAAACGGAUAACUAGCCUCCAGUAAAUCCGGUGACACGAGCCUUGAAUGAACCUGGGCUUGCAAAUGUUUUUAAGCAACUUCCAACCCUGCCUCUACAUGACAAAAGUAAUGUAUCAAAUUGAUAGCAUGCAAAUUUUUAUUAAUGGAAGAUUAGCUCCACCACGAAGACUGCUACGCGGGCUUGCCAGUGGCCCUACGGUAGAGUAUGGAGAUUAGCCUUGGAAAAGGCAAGAGGUGUAUUACCCAAAUUCGAAAAAAAUUGGCUCUGCACAGGUCACGUGAUAAAAGAUUACUCCCACUCCUGUUACUAUCGCUAGGAAGGGGGGAGCCUCUAGCCCUUCUCUAUCUCAGGCAACCCCUGACUAGCGAUCCUCAACAAAACGUUCAAUGACUCCAAAAAUCGCUGAGGUGAAUUACGAUAUCUGACCAUGCUUUUGGAUUAUUCCACACCAGAUGAAAAGCCUUGACAGCAGCUCCAACUUAAAAUGUGAUGCGCGUGUAUGAUAUGUUGGAUUUCUUUGCUGGUUGUCUCGAUUUAUAGAAUAUUUCGAGUAUCGUGGAGUAUUCAGUAAUUGGGGUAGAAAUCGGAAGCAAGUAUGUCAUCAGUGUUGCUUUGCUAUGAGCCCGUUGAAAAAAAAGUGUACGAUCCACCUACAAACCUAGAGUUUUUCUUGUUGGCUGAGUUUAUAUAUCGCAUAGAUUUCCAUAAAAGCAGCAGCUUUGCAGAUAACAUCUCAGCAUUGGAAGGAGCUGGUCUGGCCUGUGCUUCAACAAAUGACAGUGGUUCUGCUUUUGAGUUGAAAUUGACUCGCUUGAGCGCAUUCUUUUUAGGGAGCUGGAUUGACCUUUGCUUUGUAUUCUGCUUAUAUUUUCUCGUCUCAUAACUGCUCAGUGGCGGCUCUUGCUAAUGGGCAUCUGGGGCAAUGCCCCCUCAGAAAGAUUCAAAGGAAAUCUAUGAUAUUCAUAUUUAAUUUUGAAGAUAGUCUUACUGUGGUUAAUUAUAUAAGUUUGUAUCUCUUCUAGAAAAACCUCCUUGAUAUCCCGUCUCGUCCUUAGCCUCGCUUCUGGCCCGCUAGUGCCUUGAGCGAUGAUGUCAUUUUACGGGCAAAGUUUUUUUUGCCCCUAGCCGACAUGCGCACAAGCUAAUUUUCGACCUCAAGCAUUGCGAAACGGGGCCUGUGAUUGGCUUAUUUGGAGGAAUUCGGGGCAAGAAAAAUUUUGCCCAUAAAAUGACAUCAUCGCUAAACAACAACCACAUCUAUAUGUGCUUUUUCUUCUGCGCUCCAUGACGAUCAACAUCGAACCAUGAAUACAGUGAAAAAUUUGCAAACUCUACCUUUCUAUCAAUUAUCGCAAUAUUGAUGGUCUGCCCUCCCACCUGUAUAAGUCACGAGCCGCCACUGUAACUGCUGCAGGGAAGUCCUCUUGAAAUGCUAUGCCUGGUGUAUUGUGAAUGGGGCCAGCAUCCGAUGUUGUGUCGAUAUUGCAAUCAGAAUUAUCCAACCAAAAUAUUGUUGAAACCUGAAAAGAUUAAAUAUUUCAUUGAAAAUUUGAUUUUUGAGACUUUAUGUACUUCAAUGGGAUGAAGCAUAUAUGUAAGCAUAUCAAGAAAGUAAACAAUUUUAUAUGUUAAACAAAGAUUUGCAUGUCUUUCUUAAGGCUCUAAAUUCCAUGAAUUGUAGUAUAUACAAUAAUAAUUGGUAGAGGAGUUGUAGCAGUUACACAAUUAUAUUUAAACACACAAAAGAGAAAGAGUAUUUAAAUUAGAUUGUUCUUUCUUCAGACAUGCUGCAGAAGAAAACAUGGUCAUCCUCUCAUCAGCCUUCUUGGUGGCCUGAAAGCUUAGAGUUUAAAUCCCCCAACAAAAGACCACACUUUUCAGUAGAAGAACUACAAUGCCUGCCAAAAGUACUUGGAACACCCACCAAUUUACGCUGCAUUUGAUAUCUUUCAUUCCUUUCAUGAAAAAAAUUUGCUACUUCCGCCCCCUUCCCCCUCAAACAAUGUUGAUGAUUUAGAGAAAUAUCAUAAAAGAAGCGCAAAAGAAAGUGCUUCCUAAAAUCCUAAUCCGUUUGAUAGUAAACCAACAUUGUUCCGUGGGGAGAGGGGGAUGAUUGGUUUUGACCUUGGAAAUUGAUGUCAGUGUUCCAAGACUUUUGGCAGGCAUUGUCUGAAAAUUUUCUCGAAAACAGCAAUCUGCGAUAUCAAAACAUUGUGCUACCCUAGGGUUUUCGAUGGUGCUGAUCUCACUGCUACUAAUUAAAAUUCGAAAUUUUCACUCUUUACACAGUUAAAAGGGGGGGAGGGGGUUGGGACUCUGAACGAUUGAUAUAGUAGAUAUCCGAGUAUUGUUAUUUGUUACAAAAAACAUUCUACUGAUUUUUUCCGUCAAUAUCAUUUAAAUCAUUAUUGAAAACAAGUAUUUUGUGCAGAAUUCGAUCAUCGGUUUAAGAAAUUUAUCAAUUUUCAAAGGAAAAACAGUACAGUUUAGUACCUUUGAAAAAGUGUUUUUUUCUGAAAAGUCCCCUUAUUUAUGGUUUAAUUAUUGAUGAAAAAACAAAAAAAUUCAUGAGAAUGUCUACAAACCAUACAUGAUCUAAAUAAUUGCGAACAACAUGCUGGUGAGAAACUGUUCAAAUGGCUCAAUUUUAUCCACCAUAACCCUCCCAAAACCAUCUACGAAUUUAAUAAAUUUGCUUAGGCUAUGCUCCUUCGCAUUCACAUGUGGCAACAUGGUAGCGCUCAUAGACACCCCAUUCCCUAUUAUUUUCUAUCUUCCCUUGUCCCAGUAAUUGGAAAAUGGUUGUGCCAAUUAUAAUUGUUCGUUUUCCAUUGUUAAAGUAUGCUAGGAAUUGAAAGAACGCUCCUUUCCUAAUGGGCACGUGAUGUAGUAUGAAAAUGCCUAUUGCCAAUGGUUACCAACGGUCUACAGCCACGGUCUACACAUUUAAAAUGUUUAUAAAAAUCGUAUUUUUCAAAGAAAGUAGACGAAACCUCGUCAGUAGGUGUGCAUGGCUAGUAUAAAAAAUAUUGUAGGUUUUCAGAUCGAUACAAGUUGUAAAACUGAAGAAAUUCAGGAAAGUGUCAACGGUCUACACUCUCUGAGAAUUGAAUUUGAAGUACUCUAGAUCUUAUUCUCCUUUUGAGUGUAGACCGUGGGAUUUUCGUCAUAUUUUGCCCUUUUCUUCAUGGAAUUCAUACAAAGGUUAAUUUUAUCUUUGAGGGGUAUUAUUAUACACCUUUUGGGUGAUUUUGGGGGCAAACCUCCCCCUGACAAGUCAGAAAAUUGCGAAGAAACAGCCACGGUCUACACAACGGUCUACAAGCGUUCAUUUCCGAGGGUGAGAGUUGCCUUGCGGGGCCUUGUCCUUCACAUCGACGCGCGCUACAUUCGAUGAAAUAAGAUAUUUUGUUAUGGCAAAUGUCAAGCAAACAUAUACAGCAAUCAAUUAACGAUGAAAUAAUCUGCCUUGCGCUUUAUGAAGAUAAAUAUAGCAGGUAGAGUCUAACUUAAAGGCCAUUUUGGCAAUGCAGUAACA